Acomys russatus (golden spiny mouse) is the source of this 359-nucleotide messenger RNA. RefSeq names its product protein S100-A4. The transcript is spliced from 2 exons. The coding region runs from base 16 to 321 and encodes 101 amino acids. The record is from RefSeq and is a predicted model, not a curated record. Gene Ontology annotation, molecular function: calcium ion binding; RAGE receptor binding; transition metal ion binding. Gene Ontology annotation, cellular component: perinuclear region of cytoplasm; cytoplasm; nucleus. Gene Ontology annotation, biological process: positive regulation of canonical NF-kappaB signal transduction. NCBI's taxonomy places the organism in Eukaryota, Metazoa, Chordata, Mammalia, Rodentia, Muridae.
GUCUCAGCUGUCGCCAUGGCGUACCCCUUGGAGGAGGCCCUGGAUGUGGUGGUGUCUACCUUCCACAAAUACUCAGGCACAGAGGGGGACAAAUUCAAGCUCAACAAGUCAGAGCUCAAGGAGCUACUGACCAAGGAGCUGCCGAGCUUCCUGGGGAAAAGGACAGAUGAAGCUGCAUUCCAGAAACUGAUGAGCAACUUGGACAGCAACAGGGACAACGAAGUAGACUUCCAGGAGUACUGCGUCUUCCUGUCCUGCAUCGCCAUGAUGUGUAACGAGUUCUUUGAAGGCUGCCCAGAUAAGCAGCCCCGGAAGAAGUGAAGACUCCUCAGAUGAAGCUGGGCGUGGGGUGGGGAGGU